This is a messenger RNA of Sciurus carolinensis (gray squirrel), 2161 nucleotides long. RefSeq names its product UDP-GlcNAc:betaGal beta-1,3-N-acetylglucosaminyltransferase 3 (gene B3gnt3). The record is from RefSeq and is a predicted model, not a curated record. Gene Ontology annotation, cellular component: membrane. Bases 235 to 1362 code for a protein of 375 amino acids. The transcript is spliced from 4 exons. Gene Ontology annotation, molecular function: N-acetyllactosaminide beta-1,3-N-acetylglucosaminyltransferase activity. Lineage: Eukaryota; Metazoa; Chordata; Mammalia; Rodentia; Sciuridae.
CGCCGGGAGAAGGGGCUCGCGGGCGCCGGCGGCGGGAAGGACGAGCCCGGGAGGCGGGGCUCGCCAGGUGAAAGCCCUCUCCCGGUCCCGAGGAGCGCAGAGCCUGGACGGUCGCCUGGCGGGUGCUCUUGGGGAGACAGAAGAGGCCCCAGCUCAGCACAGUCUGAGAUCCCAAGACAGUCUGAGGAGACCUCGAGGGCCCGCUCCGCCGACCCCACACCCGGGCUGCCCAGGAUGCGGUGUCCGCUGCGCUCCCUGCGGCCUGAGCUGAGCCUCGCCCUGGCCGUGGGCGCCGUCACCCUCCUGGUUCUCCUCAGCGUGCACGUGUCCACGCCGCCCUCCUGCCUGGUGCCCGAGGAGGCCCACUGGGCCCCUGCGCUCGGAACCUGGCGGCCGCCGCCCGCGCACGCCCGCCCUGCGCCGUGCCUGGCCAACACCUCGGUGGCCGCGCACCCGGAGUUUGCGGGGCAGCCGCAGCACGUGCGCAACUUCCUGCUCUACAAGCACUGCCGCCGCUUCGCGCUGCUGCAGGACGUUCCGGCCGAGAAGUGCGCGCGGCCCGUCUUCCUGCUCCUGGCCAUCAAGUCCUCGCCCAGCAACUACGAGCGCCGGGAGCUGGUGCGGCGCACGUGGGGCCAGGAGCGCCUGGUGCGGGGCGCGCGGCUGCGGCGCCUCUUCCUCGUGGGCACCGCCAGCCACCCGCACGAGGCUCGCAAGGUCAACCGGCUGCUGGAGCUGGAGGCGCAGACGCACGGUGACAUCCUGCAGUGGGACUUCCACGACUCCUUCUUCAACCUCACGCUCAAGCAGGUGCUGUUCCUCGAGUGGCAAGAGACGAGGUGCACCGACGCCAGCUUCGUGCUCAACGGGGACGACGAUGUCUUUGCACACACGGACAACAUGGUCACCUACCUGCAGGGCCUUGACCCCAGCCAGCACCUCUUCGUGGGGCAUCUGAUCCAAAACGUGGGCCCCAUCCGGGUUCCCUGGAGCAAGUACUACGUGCCCCCAGUGGUGACGCAGGCGGAACGCUACCCUCCCUACUGCGGGGGAGGCGGCUUCCUGCUGUCCCGCUUCACGGCCGCCGCCCUGCGCCGGGCCGCCCCGGCCCUGGAGCUCUUCCCCAUCGACGACGUCUUCCUCGGCAUGUGCCUGCAGCACCAGGGGCUGAGCCCCGCUUCGCACAGUGGCGUCCGCACGUCUGGGGUGCACGUCCCAUCGGCUCGCCUGACCUCCUUCGACCCCUGCUUCUACCGGGAGCUGCUGCUGGUCCACCGCUUCCUGCCCUACGAGAUGCUGCUCAUGUGGGACGCCCUGAGCCAGCCCCGCCUCAACUGCGGCCAGCAGAGGCAGGUCUUCUGAGGUCACUGCGGGCCGGCCUCUGGGCUCCUGGGCCCACUGGCACAGAAAGGAGCAGGACCUUCCUCCCGGGGAGCUGGGCUGACUCCCCAGGCGAGCUGGGCGUCGCGGAGCCCCGAUGGGCACUGGUGGGUGAACAUGCUGCCAGGCGAGCUCCUCCACACCCUGCAAAACCCGCUGGGCCCCGCUCCCGGGCCCUCUGCCUGCCUGGAGGACACCCUGAAAAUGUGACCACCUCCUUUUGACGAUGAGAAGCCCCUCUGUGAGGGUUCCAGCUGUGGACACACCCUUUCCACUGGGUGUUCCGACCUGACCCGCAGGCUGGACCCUCCGCAGCGGCCUCCCUCCAGGUGAGGCCCUGGUGGUCUCGUGGGAGAUGAGGUCAAGGCCCUCUGGGGACUCCCGUGUCUGCUGGAGUGGGAAGGUCCUCAGCCUAGGCGAGCGGGGUCCUGUCGGGUCGCCCCUGUGCGCCGGAGCCCUUGGUUGGAGAGAGGGGCCGCCCCCCCUCACCUGUGUGUCCCGCGCUCCAAUGGCGGUGGCAGCAGAGGACGGACCCAGCUGAGCCCAUAAGGCUGCGGGAGCUCAGUGUUCCUGGUCCCCAGCAGGGCUCAGCCCCCACACCUGGCCCCCCAAGCGUUCAGGAACAGCUCGGGCCGGCCAACCGGAGCGCGCCCAUUGCCCGGAGAAGGGGCCAUCCGGGUCUUCAGGGGCCUCCGCCCCGCGUGUCUACAGGUGCGGGUGUCCAAGUGAGCCGCCCGUCCCCUGCUGCCCCCGGUGGGGAUGAGGGGCAGCUGGGCGGAGU